Messenger RNA from Closterium sp. Naga37s-1, 312 nucleotides. The record is from the annotation of a GenBank genome assembly. Lineage: Eukaryota; Viridiplantae; Streptophyta; Zygnematophyceae; Desmidiales; Closteriaceae.
AUGAGGCGGAUCAAGGCCCUUAAGGUUCUUCAACAUGACAGCCAGUCGUCAUGCCUCAGCAGUCAAGCAUCUGAAGUCCCUCAAGGUAUCCUGGAGGCGAAUGCAAGAGGAAUCUGGCAUGUGAUGGCCCAGAGCAUGAGGCGGAUCAAGGCCCUUAGGAUUUCAACGGACAUCACCACUGAGCAUGCUCAACGAUUUCUGACGUUCAGUACUCCAGGAUCUCAAGUCUUUCAAGGUAACCUGGAGGAUGAAGGCAUCCUUGGGGGACCCUUGGGGUUGUCUAAAGACUCGGAUCCGGGCCAUAUAGGCUGA